AGAACAGGACCCCCGCUGAUAAAGGGCGAGGCAGCCAAAGCGAAAGCUGUGACAUCAGUGUCAUCACCGCACAGCGCAACGGUCAGCCGUGCUCGUGGAGUUGUCAAUUUGGGGCCCGAGGAGGCUGUGCGCUAUUGGGUACCCGGCGGGGAUGCUACUAAAGCAGCAGCUGCGCCUGCUCCCGUGGCGUUGAGCAUGCAAACAGGCAAAGGCUCAGGCAGGCCUGGACAGAGCAAAGGAAACACUGUCCCCAGAGCUGCAACACCAGCACGAACUGGACAGCAAAAGGUCGUUGAUGUGCAAAAGCACAUCGUUCGGUUUGCCCAAAUGAGUGUCAAAGCAACGGGCAAACUUAAGGGCAGAUACUCUCCAAAGCUUCUAUUGGUAACUCCGCAUGACUACAUGUUGUCACUCUAUUGGUCACUAUCCACGGGAGGGGUGAACACUAGUGUGCUGCACGAGGCUGGCAUGGCCAACACCAUCACAAGCUUUGUGGAUAAAGGACAAGAUGCCCGUAUUCCCCAGUUGAGAAGACAGAAGUAUUACUUCAACAUCAGUUCCCUGGAGAAGGAGGGGUUACUGGGUGCUGAGCUGCGUAUACUCAGGAAAAGACUGGCUGAUCCACACAAAGCACUUUCCACUGACAGAGUUGUCUGCCUGAAGCUUUUCACUUGUGUAGCAGGUAAACAGAAAGCCACACUGCUCCAAACGCAAACCAUCAAGGACCACAAUUCGCCCAAAUGGGAAGUGUUUGACAUUUGGAAACUAUUCAAGAAUUUCAAGAACACCGUCCAGCUUUGCUUUGAGCUGGAGGGUUUAGAACGGGGACGCCCCGUGGACCUCAGGACACUGGGCUUCAGUCGCCUGGGCAGGCAAACCAAAGAGAAGGCCUUUUUCCUCAUGUUCGGGCGCACCAAGAAAAAUGACUUGUUCUACAACGAGAUCAAAGCUCGGUCUGGCCACGACAACAAGACUGUGUACGAAUUCCUGUUCACUCAGCGGCGCAUGCGCCGAGCUCCAACCAACCGCGGCAAGAAGCUGGCCAAGAACCCCAAGCCUCGUUGCCACAGGAAGCAGCUGCACGUCAACUUCAAGGAGAUGGGCUGGGACGAUUGGAUCAUCGCCCCACUAGAGUAUGAGGCCUACCACUGCGACGGGGUAUGCGACUUCCCUAUUCGCUCGCACCUCGAGCCCACCAACCAUGCCAUCAUCCAGACGCUCAUGAACUCCAUGGACCCCGACUCGACUCCGCCCACCUGCUGCGUGCCCACUCGCCUCAGCCCAAUCAGCAUCCUCUACAUUGACUCGGCCAAUAACGUGGUCUACAAACAGUAUGAGGACAUGGUGGUGGAGUCCUGUGGCUGCAGGUAGCAAUGGACAAAAGACCCAGCUGAGGUCUUGGUUUUAUAGUUCAGCCUGAAGAGUUUGAGUUAAGUCUUUUGAGUAAACAGAUUGUUAAACACUCAAAAGUUUUAGAACACUGAGUUAUUCAAGGGUUUUAAUUUAUUUGUACUAUUUUCUACAUUGUAGAAUAAUAGUGAAGACAUCACAACUAUGAAAUAACACAUCUGAAAUCAUGUAGUAACCAAAAAAGUGUUAAACAAAUAAGAAUAUAUUUUGUAUUUGAGAUUCUUCAAAUAGCCACCCGUUGCCUUAUUGACAGCUUUGCACACUCUUGGCAUUCUCUUAACCAGCUGAACCUGGAAUGCUUUUCCAACCGUCUUGAAGGAGUUCCCACAUAUGCUGGGUACUUGUUGGCUGCUUUUCCUUCACUCUGUGGUCUGACUCAUCCCAAAUUAUCUCAAUUUGGUUGAUUGCUGCAUCAGGUCACCUGCUGCUGCAUCAGGUCACCUGCUGCAGCAUUCCAUCACUCUCCUUCUUGGUAAAAUAGCCCUUACACAGCCUCAAGGUGUGCUGGGUCAUUGUCCUGUUGAAAAACAAAUGAUAGCUCCACUAAGCCCAAACCAGAUGGGAUGGCGUAUCGCUACAGAAUGCUGUGGUAGCCAUGCUAGUUAAGUAUGCCUUGAAUUCUAAAUAAAUCACAGACAGUGUCACCAGCAAAGCACCACCACACCAUGACACCUCCUCCUCCAUAUUUUACGGUGGAAAAUACACAUAUGGAGAUCAUCCAUUCACCCACACCGCGUCUCACACAGACACGGCGGUUGGAACCAAAAAUCUCCAAUUUGGACUCCAGACCAAAGGACAGAUUUCCACCGGUCUAAUGUCCAUUGUUUGUGUUUCUUGGGCCAAGCAAGUGUCUUCUUCUUAUUGGUGUCCUUUAGUAUUGGUUUCUUUGUAGCAAUUCAACCAUGAAGGCCUGAUUCACACAGUCUCCUAUGAACAUUUGAUGUUGAGAUGUGUCUGUUACUUGAACUCUGUGAAACCUUUAUUUGGGCUGCAAUUUCUGAGGCUGGUAACUCUGGGUCUUCCUUUUCUGAGAGCCAGUUUCAUCAUAGCGCUUGAUGGUUUUUGCGACUGCACUUGAAGAAACUUUCAAAGUUCUUGACAUUUUCCGCAUUGACUGACCUUCAUGUCUUAAAGUAAUAAUGGACUGUCAUUUCUCUUUGCUUAUUUGAGCUGUUCUUGCCAUAAUAUGAACUUGGUAUUUUACCAAAUAGGACUAUAUUCUGUAUACCAGCCCUACCUUGUCACAACACAACUGAUUGGCUCAAAUGCAUUAAGAAGGAAAGAAAUUCCACAAAUAUAUUUUUAACAAGACAUACCUGUUAAUUGACAUGCAUUCCAGGUGACUGACUACCUCAUGAAGCUGGUUGAGAUAAUGCCAAGAGUGUGCAAAGCUGUCAUCAAGGCAAAGCUACUUUGAAGAAUCUCAAAUACAAACAUAAAGAAAACCCUUCAAUGAGUAGGUGUGUCCAAACUUUUGAAUGGUACUAUAAGUAUUCACACCCCUGAGCCAAUACUUUGUUGAAGCCCUUUGGCAGUGAUAACAGCUGUUAGUCUUUCUGGGUAAGUCUAUAAGAGCUUUCCACACCUGGAUUGUGCAACAUUUGCCCAUUAUUAUUUUCAAAAUUCUUCAAGCUCUAUCAAAUUGGUUGUUGAUAAUUGAUAGACAACCAUUUUUAGUUCUUGCCAUAGAUUUUGAAGAAGAUUUGACUCAAAACUGUAACUCGGCCACUCAGGAACAUUCACUGUAUUCUUGGUAAACAACUCCAGUGUAGAUUUGGCCUUGUGUUUUAGGAUAUUGUCUUGCUGAAAGGUGAAUUCAUCUCCCAGUGUCUGGUGCAAAGCAGACUUAACCAGGUUUUCCCCUAGGAUUUUGCCUGUGCUUACAUCCAUUGCAAAGCCAUAACAAUGAUGCAGCCACCACUAUGCUUGAAAAUGUGGAGAGUGACACUCAGUAAUGUGUUGUAUUUGCCCCCAAAAUAACACUUUGUAUUCAGGACAAAAAGUGAACUGAAUUUGCCACAUUUUUGUGCAGUAUUUCUUGAGUCCCUUGUUGCAAACAGGAUGCAUGCAUUGGAAUAUUUGUUUUCUGUACAGGCUUCCUUCUUUUCACUCAGUCAAUUAGAUUGGUAUUGUGGAGUAACUACAAUGUUGUUGAUCCAUCCUCAAUUUAUUCCUGUCACAUCCAUUAAAAUAUGUAACAGUUUUAAAGUCACCAUUGACCUCAUGGUGAAAUCCCUGAGUGGUUUCCUUCCUCUCCGGCAACUGAGGUAGGAAGGAGGCCUCUAUCUUUGUAGUGACUUGGUGUAUUUAAUAACUUCACCAUGCUCAAAGGGAUAACCAAGGUCUGCUUUUGACAUUUCUACCCAUCUACCAAUUGAUGCCCUUCUUUGUGAGGCACUGGAAAACCUCUCUGGUCUUGUGGUUGAAUCUGUGUUUUAAAUUCACUGCUCAACUGAGGGACCUUACAGAUCAUUGUAUGUGUGGGGUAGAGAAAUUAUGUAGUCAUUAAAAAAUCACGUUACACACUAAAAUUGCACACAGAGUCCAUGCAAUUUAUUAUGUGACUUGUUAAGUGCAAUUUUACUGGUGAACAUAUUUAGGCUUGCCAUAACAUUUGACUCAAGACAUUUCACCUUUUCAUUUUUUAUUAAUUUGUAAAAAAAAAUUAAUUCCACUUUGACAAUCUGGGUUAUUGUGUGUUGGCCAGUGAUAAAACAUCUCAAUUUAAUACUUUUUUCAUUCAGGCUGUAUCACAACAAAAUGUGGAAAAGGUCAAGGGGUGCGGAUACUUUCUGAAGGCACUGUAUCCAGUGAUGUCUUGGCAAGAGAUUUCAACUAAAUUGUUCUA
This is a messenger RNA of Oncorhynchus keta (chum salmon), 4258 nucleotides long. It is a transcript of the gene gdf5, whose product is annotated as growth differentiation factor 5. Gene Ontology annotation, molecular function: cytokine activity; growth factor activity. Gene Ontology annotation, biological process: BMP signaling pathway; SMAD protein signal transduction. The transcript is spliced from 2 exons. Lineage: Eukaryota; Metazoa; Chordata; Actinopteri; Salmoniformes; Salmonidae. Gene Ontology annotation, cellular component: extracellular region. The coding region runs from base 196 to 1371 and encodes 391 amino acids. The record is from RefSeq and is a predicted model, not a curated record.